AUGAGGUCUUUGGCCCUCGGCUUCUUCUGCCUGUUGUGCUGUGAUGCAGUGCGACUGGACAGACGUCGUCCCAAACCCAUCACAGCCAGAGCGCUAAAUGAGACAACCGUCCAAACCAAAGCCAUGGAGAACCAUUGUAAAGCCAUACCACUGGAUUUCGUCUUCGUAAUCGAUAGCUCCAGAAGCAUCCGUCCCAACGACUACGAGAAGGUCAAGACUUUUAUCAUCAACCUGCUUCAGUUCUUCGAGGUCGGCAGUGAUGCAACACAAAUCGGUCUGCUCCAGUAUGGCAGCGUGGUCCAGCCUGAGUUCUCCCUCAACACCUACACCACCAAGACUGAGGUGGAGCAGGCGGUGAGGAACAUGAAGCACCUCGCCUCAGGAACCAUGACUGGUCUGGCCAUCCAAUAUACCAUGGAGACAGCCUUCACUGAGGAACAGGGAGCCCGGCCAAAGAGCCUGCACAUCCCACGUAUUGCCAUGAUUGUGACUGAUGGGAGACCUCAGGACACGGUGGAGGAGAUAGCAGCUGAGGCGAGAGAGGCUGGCAUCCAGAUCUUUGCUAUUGGAGUGGGCAGGGUGGACAUGAACACCCUGAAGACCAUUGGGAGCGAGCCACACUCUGAGCAUGUGCACCUGGUGGCCAACUUCAGCCAGAUAGAAACCCUGAUCUCAGUAUUCCAGUCCAAACUGUGUGGAGAGAUGUGUGAUGUGGUGGACCAUCAGUGUCAGCAUAUCUGUGUGAGCAGCCCUGCCUCAUACAGGUGCAAGUGCAGGAAAGGCUUCACCCUCAACCCUGACGGCAAGACGUGUAAAGAAAUAGACUACUGUGACCUGGGGAACCAUGGCUGUGAACACAACUGUGUCAGCGUUCCAGAGUCCUACAUAUGCACGUGUAACAAAGGCUACGUCCUCAAUCUGGAUGGAAAAACCUGCAGCAAGAUUGAUCACUGUGCUGAUGGCAGACACGGCUGUGAACAGGAGUUCAUGAACACAGCAGACUCCUGUGUAUGCAAAUGUAGAGAAGGCUACACACUCAGACCAGAUGGGAAAACAUGCAAGAAGAUUGAUCACUGUGCUGAUGGCACCCAUGGGUGUGAACAGGAGUUUAUGAACACAGAGGACAGCUGUUUGUGUAAAUGCAGAAAAGGCUACACACUCAGACCUGAUGGGAAAACAUGCAAGAAGAUUGAUCACUGUGCGGAUGGCACCCAUGGGUGUGAACAGGAGUUUAUGAACACAGAGGACAGCUGUGUGUGUAAAUGCAGAAAAGGCUACACACUCAGACCUGAUGGGAAAACAUGCAAGAAUAUGGAUCAUUGUGCUGACGGGAAACAUGGCUGUGAGCAGGAGUUCAUGAGCACAGAAGAUUCAUGUGUGUGCAAAUGCAGAGCAGGAUUCACGCUGCAGCCUGAUGGGAAAACAUGUCAGAAGAAAGACUGCAGCGAUAGCAUCAUGGAUCUAGUUUUUGUGAUCGAUGGAUCCAAGAGUCUGGGUCCAGCCAACUUUGAGCUUGUCAAACAGUUUGUAAAUGGCAUCGUGGACUCACUGAACAUUUCCAGGAUGGGAACACACGUGGGCCUUCUUCAGUACUCCACCAAGGUGCGCACAGAGUUUACUCUGAACCAGUACAGCACUGCACGGGACAUCAAGCAGGCAGUGACCCGGAUGCAGUACAUGGGGAGAGGCUCCAUGACCGGCUCAGCUCUACGGCACAUGCACGAGUUCAGCUUUUCAGCCAAAGAAGGUGCCAGACCGAACACCCCGCGAGUCAGCAUCGUGUUCACGGAUGGAAGAUCACAGGAUGACGUUUCUGAAUGGGCCACCAAAGCAAAGAACUCUGGGGUCACAAUAUACACCUUGGGUGUUGGCAAAGCUAUUGAACAGGAGCUGAGAGAAAUUGCAUCAGAGCCUGAUGAGAAGCAUCUGUAUUAUGCUGAGGAUUUUGAGAAAAUGGGAGAAAUUACAAAGAAACUCAAGUCCAGGAUAUGUACAGACAAACCAUCUGAUGACAGCAUGUGCCAGUGUGAGAACGUGAUAAUGUUUCAGAGCCAAGUCACUGAGAAGCUGAAGAACCUGCUACAGAAUAUUGAAGCCAUGUCAAAGAGACUGGAGACUCUUGAGAAUCAACUUGUGCAUAAAUAAAAGGCUGAAACCUGCCCGUCCCUCCUAUAACCUGCAGCGUAGCAUUCACGGGAUCCUGCUCAACAAUAUGCAAAUAAAAUGCCUUCUACUGAACAUAUUUAUACACUUUUCUAGCAACACAAUGCAUUUUUGUUUUAAAUAUUCUUUAAUACCAAAUCACAUAAAUAUCUCUUUGUACAGCAGACUGACAAUUAAACAUUUAAACCUCA
Messenger RNA from Acanthochromis polyacanthus (spiny chromis), 2354 nucleotides. RefSeq names its product matrilin-2. The transcript is spliced from 12 exons. Lineage: Eukaryota; Metazoa; Chordata; Actinopteri; Pomacentridae. Gene Ontology annotation, molecular function: calcium ion binding. Bases 1 to 2145 code for a protein of 714 amino acids. The record is from RefSeq and is a predicted model, not a curated record.